UGCUACACAGAAGAAUUGAGGUAAACUACAAAGUAGUGGCUAUAAGAGAUUCCGAUCGAAACACUUUGUCAUUACGCAUGGACCUCGGUAAACCAGGGAAUGGUCCUCAAGCAGUAUAUCUAUGUAAAACUCAGCCAUCUGAUUCCAAGGUACUGAAGAUAUCUCAAAAUAAAAGUAAAACAGGGGGGUCUUGAGCUGCACUCGAGCGCUAGGAACCAAUUACAGAGUCAGGCCACCAAAUCAGACCAAUAGUCUAGGCCAGGGAAGGCAACAAGCGCCGAUCAAUCCAUCAAGUAGCAUACCAGCAGCCGACCAAUCCAGCACCUGCAACAAGAGAAACAAAAGACAGAGAGGCCGAGAAGUUUCAACCGUGAGCCCCCUCUGUCACCCACAUUCCAUUUGAAUCCAAACAGACACAAACCAGGGUCGUAUUCGACCCGACCCGGCCCGAACCUGAUCAGAUCUAGAUGGGCAGAGGGCGUCGCUCGGCAGAAGCACUAAAGCAGUAGAUUCGAAAGUAGCGAUGCAUGACAACAUUUUCUAUAUAUAUUACCCAUAUGGUGCUUCCAACUCUCCUAGUGCAGAGAACUCACGGGAGAGACCGUCUAGACAAGAGACGAAACGGAUGGCUACUAAAACUGCAAUUCUUGUUCCCAUUUUAUUUGGGUUCGCUUGGUCUCUCCUGUCCUCCUCCUUCUUGGGAGCUUCUGCAGCCGGAGGCCAAGGCGAGGCGGACGGCAUCUUCGGGAGGACCCUCAACCAGAAGAAGCUGCUGGGCUCAAGGAAGGAGAAGCUCAGCCACUUCAAGCUCUACUGGCAUGACGUUGCCAGCGGCAAGAACCCCACUUCUAUCUCGGUGGUUAAACCCAUCAAUGGCUCGCAGACCUUCUUCGGGGCAGUCAACAUGAUUGACAAUGCCCUAACGCUAGGCUCGGACCCGAGCUUGAAGCUGGUAGGCCGUGCCCAGGGGUUCUACGCCCAGACGGCCCAAGACCAGGUGGACCUACUGAUGGCCAAGAACUUCGCCUUUGUGGAAGGCAAAUACAAUGGCAGCUCCAUCACCGUUCUCGGUCGCAACCCCGUGUUUGAUGCCGUGAGGGAGAUGCCUGUGGUUGGCGGCAGCGGCCUCUUCCGCUUUGCCCAUGGAUACGCCCAGCUCCGAACCCACACCUUCGAUCUAAAGACCGGCAACGCCACAGUCGAGUACAAUAUUUACGUUUUUCAUUACUGAUGAGGUGCCCCAGCACGGUGUUGAUUUUUUGCGGUUUUCUCGGAAAAAUAACUAGUGUUGUGUUAGCUAGACAAUAGCUACUAGGGUUACUGAUCGAGGCGUAUUAUUAUUCGUGAUAAAUUAGACGUCCUAACUCUUACGCAAUAUCUUUCUGGUAAACUUUAUAUCAAGAAUAACAGAGUUCAAAUCCAAUUGGAGACUUAUG
Molecule: messenger RNA, 1436 nt
Organism: Punica granatum (pomegranate)
Lineage: Eukaryota; Viridiplantae; Streptophyta; Magnoliopsida; Myrtales; Lythraceae
Source: RefSeq, a predicted model, not a curated record